Messenger RNA from Sinocyclocheilus rhinocerous, 319 nucleotides. RefSeq names its product transcription factor SOX-11-like. Gene Ontology annotation, cellular component: nucleus. NCBI's taxonomy places the organism in Eukaryota, Metazoa, Chordata, Actinopteri, Cypriniformes, Cyprinidae. The annotation marks the transcript as partial. Gene Ontology annotation, biological process: brain development; camera-type eye morphogenesis; positive regulation of transcription by RNA polymerase II. The record is from RefSeq and is a predicted model, not a curated record. Gene Ontology annotation, molecular function: RNA polymerase II cis-regulatory region sequence-specific DNA binding; DNA-binding transcription activator activity, RNA polymerase II-specific. The transcript has a single exon.
AGCGAAAAGAUACCUUUCAUCAGGGAAGCCGAAAGACUCCGGCUGAAACACAUGGCUGAUUAUCCUGACUACAAAUACAGACCCAAGAAGAAACCAAAGCUGGACAUUUCCUCCAAACCAUCAGCCCCAUCUCCAGAGAAGUCCUGCAACAAAGUGUCCAAGAACUCCAAGAAAUGUCCCAAACUGAAAACGAACAAGACGAGAAGUAAGUCAUCUCACGGCUACGGAGAUGAGUACGCGUUUAAGAGCAUGAAAGUUUCAAAGACUGUCAUUAAAAGUGAAUUCACGGAUGAAGACGACGACGACGACUCCGAGGAGG